AUCCAGUGCUACAGCUACCAAUCCAAGCCCCUUUUUUUGUCUUUUUCUGAACUGGCGGCCCUCGAAGCCAACUCGCUGGAACCGACGUACAAACCAAACCCCCAUCCAACAAUGGACCCUAGCAUCGGCUUUGACGAUCUGGAGUUUAGCCAGCAGACCAUCAGGACCGUUGUGGUGAAGUGCCACGAAGACAGCAUUGAGGUUACGGUGCGAGCGGAUCUCUUUGGCCUCGGGUUGCCUGUGGAGCCCAAGCACCUGAGUCUGGGGCCUGCCGACGAUCAGCAGGACUCCUGCAGGGUCGCGGUAUCCGAAGGUGGCCUGCACGCCAUCAGAGCCCCGCUGAACGGAUGUGGAACCAAAGUAAUGUUGACAGAGGACGCUGUUGUGUACACCAACGUGCUCCUGUACAAUCCUGUACCCCUGUCCCGGGAUGCUGUUUACAUGGAGGGCGCUUCCAUCCCAGUACGCUGUGAAUAUGGAAGGAGGUACAGCGUGAGUAGCAGCGCCCUGAGGCCUACCUGGAGUUCUCUCACCGCCACCCAGGCAACUCACCUUGACCUGGACUUCCACCUCAGGCUCAAGACAGGUGACUGGAGCCGCGAGAGGCAGUCAUCUGUCUACUAUCUGGGCGACAUGGUCAACAUGGAGGCCUCCGUGGACGUGGGAAAUCACCUUCCUCUCUCCCUGUAUGCAGACAGAUGUGUAGCUACUCUAGCCCCAGAUGUGAAUACCCUCCCUAGGUACUCCUUUAUAGACCACAAUGGGUGUUUCAUAGACUCCCAGCUGUCUGGCUUCGGCUCCCGUUUCCUGCCCCGCGUCCGGGACGAAGUCCUCCAGAUUCAGUUCCAGCCUUUCCUCUUUCACCAGGAUGUCAGAAACAACAUCUAUAUAACGUGUUACCUGGUCGCCGUGCCCAUUUCAAAGAAGGACCCGGUCAAGAAGGCCUGCUCUUACAUUGACGGGAGGUGGAGGUCAGUGGACGAUGACGACAGUAUCUGUGAGAGCUGUGGGAGGCAAGAGGAGACCAGUCACACCAUCGGAGCCAAACCAGCUGCUCACCACACUGACCAGCGGGGAACGCUGACAAGGAGAAGCCUGGAUACCAGAUGGGAGUUACACGAGAUGAUGACCACCCUGGGCCCUUUGGUGUUCCUUCCCCUGACAAGCUGGAAAACGUGGAAACCUCAUGUAGCUCAACUGGAAAACAAGAGAAUUAAAUAAAGACGGCAACCAGG
Messenger RNA from Lampris incognitus (smalleye Pacific opah), 1235 nucleotides. Its product is annotated as zona pellucida sperm-binding protein 3-like. The record is from RefSeq and is a predicted model, not a curated record. Gene Ontology annotation, molecular function: acrosin binding. The coding region runs from base 112 to 1221 and encodes 369 amino acids. NCBI's taxonomy places the organism in Eukaryota, Metazoa, Chordata, Actinopteri, Lampriformes, Lampridae. Gene Ontology annotation, cellular component: extracellular matrix. Gene Ontology annotation, biological process: binding of sperm to zona pellucida; positive regulation of acrosome reaction; egg coat formation. The transcript has 8 exons.